This is a messenger RNA of Postia placenta MAD-698-R-SB12, 498 nucleotides long. RefSeq lists its product as hypothetical. Bases 1 to 498 code for a protein of 165 amino acids. The record is from RefSeq and is a predicted model, not a curated record. The transcript has 3 exons. NCBI's taxonomy places the organism in Eukaryota, Fungi, Basidiomycota, Agaricomycetes, Polyporales, Adustoporiaceae.
AUGAAGUCUAUCUCUAUGAGCAGCCCUCUGCUUUUCUUGCUGGUCCUUUGCUUGUCCACAUUCGGUCUUGUUUCUGCAGCUCCGCUGAGGGAGUACGAGUACUGGGCGCGCUCAGACCCGUAUGCUGAGGCAUACUACAAGGCUAGAGAGUGGGCCGAGUAUCCGACGUUCGCGGUGCGAGCCUCAAACCCUGCGCCGCCGGCCAAACCGCCAACUCUCAACUUCAAAUGGAGUAAGAAUGCUGAGGACAAUCUGAAGUCGCAGACAGCAGAAGAAUUUCAUGGACAGGACCCGAAGACAGCCCAAGAAAACAUAGUGAAGGAUUACUGGCAGCGUACAGCCGCUGUCGCGCACGCCACCACCGCCAAGAUCAUCCGAGCUGCACACAAGGGUGGAACCGACCCCACUGAGCCUGACCACAUCACUGUCGGGUUCAAGGAUGCGAAGAAAAACGAGUUUAGUGGAUAUGCGUACCAUGUGUACACGGGCCGCACGUAA